UCUAUUAUUAAAAAAUUAGAUGCGGAUUUUUUGUGAAAAUUGUGUAGAAAAAUAUAAUUCUUGUUUAUCAAAUAAAUAAAAGUUGGAUUUCGGUCUAACGGCAAUUUACAUGAACAUGUCAUAUCACUCGCAUUUGCUAGUAAAAACACCAUAAUUCAUGAGGUAAUUCAUAGACAGCAUUUAUCAAGAUGAAGGAGAAAGCAAAAAAAAAGUCUAAACCUAAACAACAGUUUAGUUACACAUGUCCACAAUGUCAUAAGCAAUUCCAAGACUCGUCAGCCCUCUACUCUCACGUGAAACUCCACUCCACCGAGCUGCCCUACCAAUGCGAGCUCUGUGAUUACAAGUGUAAGAUUAAGAAGUACUUAACUCGCCACGUGAAGAAGACGCACACAGCGCCCACGGGGAACCAGUGCGCGGUGUGCGGCAAGUGCUUCCACUUUGAGUGUAAGCUGAGGGUGCAUAUGAGAGUGCACACUGGUGAGAAGCCAUACAAAUGUAGUGAAUGCGACAAGGCGUUUAGUUCUUCCUACUCAUUGAGCGGUCACAAGCUAAUACAUACUGGAGAAAAGCCGUAUCAAUGCCAAUUCUGUGACUACGCUUGUCGCGAUACCUCUACUAUUAGGAAGCACAUGGAGAGACACAUGGGCGUGUCCAAAACAUAUCCCUGCAAUAUAUGUAAUAAGAAUUACAAAAAUAAGCGAACACUACAAAUUCACGUGGACGAGGUGCAUUUUGAACUCAAUACGCGCAAGUUCCCAUGCGGGCACUGUGAUAAAGUAUUCAAGACUAAAGGCACGCUUAGGAUACACUGGAAUACCGUUCAUCUGAAAAUAAACAGGACAAAAUGUGAGAUUUGCGGUGCUGAUGUCAGUAAGAAUAACAUAAAUUCACACAUGAGAAGACAUAUAGAUGUUAAACCUUUCAAGUGUAGCUUCAAACCUUGUGGGAAGCGGUUUAAGGAUAAGAGUGACCUCAAACGCCACUGCCUGAUCCACUACCCGGACAGGCAGUACGCGUGCGCGCUGUGCCACCGCCGCUUCGCGCGGAAGACGCGGCUCAACAAGCAUGUGAGCAGGCACCUUAAUGGCUACGACGUGCAGUGCGAUUACUGCGGGGAUAUGUUCGCAACAAAACUCCGUCUGUCGACUCACAUAACGCGGUCCCACGGACCGAACUCUAAGAUCUAUAUCUGCGACACAUGCGACAUGGUGUUUCACAGCCGGCGGAGUAUCACCAGCCAUCUCAUGUACGGACACGGCGCUGAACACGACAGAGUAUGUCAGAUAUGUAAGGAAGAUCUGAACAAUUACCAGACAUUGAAAGAGCACUAUUUGAAACAUCAUAACGUCAAAUACAACGUAUUGGGGGAAAAGAAAGAAGAUGAAGAUGAAGUUCUAAUAAAAGAGGAACCAAUAGAUAUGGAAGAAUUUUUAGAAGAAACGCCGGAAUUUCUCUACGAUGUGGAUAUACGAAAACAAGAUAUGGAUGAAGAACCACAACAACCCCACCAACCACAGCCACCACACUCACCAACCCCAGACACGUCAGAACAGGAGUCUGACAGUCUAACAUACUCCAAGAAGGUGCUAUCAGAAGAUAUAUCCAGAAGUAUUAUAGAGCGAGAUGCCGACACUCACGAUGUGUUCGAUGACUUCUUUAUAGAUCAUGUGCUGAAGAAACCGGAAGAGGGAGUUCGAAUGCCAAAGCACAUAGUAGACGAGAAGAAGAAGGAAUGCGUGGAGAAACGCCUGGAGAAGCUUCUCCACCGAGUGCGACUGCGCAAACAGUGCAGAGUUUUGGAGAAACUCAGGAUCCAGUACAAUAGGAGGAUUGGCAUGGCUACUAGUAACGGGGAUAAGAAAGAACCAAAAUCAAUAAGGUAUUUCAAAAACACCCAAAAAAGUAAAGAAACAGAAAACCAAAAAGAUAUCAACAAUGAUAAAGAUAUAACAAAAGAAAAGCAUAGUGAACCAAUUGAUCAGUCAAAAGAUGAUAGCAAUAUACAAAAGAUACGCACAAGAGGUGAUGAAAAGAUAAAAGAUAGAAGUGAUGAUGAUGAUGAUAAAGAUAUAAACUACAGAGAAAGUGAUUCAGAAAGUGAUGAAGAAAUUCAAAAUAAAAAAUUGAAAUUCAAUACUCAUCAGUGUUAUAUUUGUUUUAAGCUAUUCAAAACGAAAACCGAAUUAAAACGUCACUGCAGACAUCAUUUUGACAUUUGUAACGAAAAAAUGCUCAAAAAAUGCCCUUUCUGUGGCUAUGUUACAAACAAGCAGAUAUCUAGACAUAUACGUCUAGUUCACAAAUUAGAUCUAGACAUUCCUUACGCUAGAAUCAAAGAGAGAGAUACUCAAACUGGAUCAAAAUACGUCUUCGAAAUUGACAAAGAUUGUGACCUUGAAAUAAUACCAAGUAUAAGCAAUUUGAAUAAAAUAGCUUCGAUGAAAAUUGAUGAGAAAAAUCGCGCGGACAAAAAUGUGUUUUUAGGUACUACUAAGUUGGUCAAGAAAGGUGGGGAUUGGAUGGUAGAAAAAGAAAAAGUUAAUGUUAGCAAUGAAUAUUUGUUACCAGAAUUCAGUAAGGAAGAUUAUUUAGCCUUAAAAUCAGUUGGGAAUAAUUACCUUGAAAGAAUUAGGAGUUUGAGUAUAGUAGCCAAAAAAAGGGGGUUGAAAAUCUUGUAUCCCUGUGAAGGAUGUGAAAAAAUAUGUCUGACUAUGAGCGCUUUGAAACUUCAUAACAGAAAACAUGAAAUUAACCCAAAAAGAUUCAAGCCUAAAGUUUGGAAAAAUAAAAUUGUUAACGGCAAACCUGGCAAAAAUAAAAAUAGUAAUAAUAAGAGAAAAAAACAAUACAGUAAUAACAACGAAAAUACUUCGAUUAAAUCGGUUACUAUUAACAAAGCUCCGAAAAAUAAUAAAAAAGGGAAAUUAGAAAAAAUCGAUAGUAAUUUGGAAUCGAAAGUCGCAAAUCGGUUCGCAGAUCCGAAUCCUGUGAAAAAUAAACAUAAGUGCGAUAAAAAACUCAUAGAAUUCUAUAAAAAUAAUAUAAAAGGUGGCGACAUAGAAUUUUGGCAAUUCUUGAAAAUUUUCAAUCGAAUGGGUCGGGAAAAUGUGAACGAUUUCGAAGAUUUGGAAAACCGAUUCGAUUUUGGUAUGCAUAAUAUUAAAAGUAAUAUCGACACUACAGAAAAUGCUGAAAAAUUGCCUGUAGUAAAUAAUGAAGUACCAAAUAAAAUUGUUAGUAAGAAAAAGGCGUUUACAAGAGCAAUUAUGAUUAGUAAGAAAGAAUAUUUGAAAAGGUUAGAAAUUAAAAAUCAGAUGAGGCAACGAUUAGGGCUGUUAAAAACUUAGAUAAAUAUGGAAUAGUGUAAUAAUAUCAUGAAGAUCCAAAAUAGUUAUUAAAAAAAAUAUUAACCUAUGGCACUGAUUUUGAAAAUAAGGAUUUUGUUAGCAAAAAUAUUGGCAUAAGGGUGCAUCUACACGGUGCAAGUAGCUUGCGUAUGUUGAUGCGCAUACGCAGGUUACAUGCAUUUCAAAAACGUGCGGGUCUAGCGACUCGCGCGUGUAUCAAAGCAAGAGACCCACCCGCGUGCUCUUGUCACUUGCGUAUUUUAACUUGCUCCAGCUACAUGCACCGUGUAGGCGCACCCUAACGUAUGUCUUUUGUAGGAAUAAUGAAAUAUAGAUAAUUAUGCGGUCCACGGAGUAUAUAAAACAUGAUUAUGUUCUAGUAUGUUUUAAAUACAAAAUCGUAAGUAGAUCUCAAGUUUUUUGCAUAAUAAUUUUUAACCGACUUCAAAAAAAAGGAGAAUGAGGUAUUAUGAAAUUGUCAAGUCUUUUUUUAAGUGUUUUUUGAAGUCGGUUUAUUUUUUUUUUUUUUACUUUUAGCCAGGUUUAAGUGUUAUAACUCUAUUAAAAUAUCUUACUCAAAUUAAAUAAACUUGUAACGCAUUGUAUUGGAAUACUUCAAAUUCUAGGAUUGUAAGCUUUGCACACAUUUCUGAAACAUUGUAACAUUUCUGUAGUUAGAAACAAUAAUUUAAGUAAAUAAUAUUUGGAAUAAAAUAGUUCACUUUUAAAAUACUACAUGAAAAUAAGGUUUUAUUAAUAUUAUUGUUUCUAAUUCACAAUUGUUUAAGCAAUAAAAUUUAGAAUUAGUAUAAAUUUUGUGAUUUAUAAAAUGUUUUAAGUAUCUCAAGAAAGCGUAAGACUUACUUUUGUGUAUAUCUGUGUUGCAAUUAUGCAAAAACUUGGUUUUAAAGAAUAGCAUAAGUUGUUUUAUUAAAUAAAUAACAUUUUGUUGAA
This is a messenger RNA of Helicoverpa zea (corn earworm), 4304 nucleotides long. RefSeq lists its product as uncharacterized. The coding region runs from base 189 to 3350 and encodes 1053 amino acids. The record is from RefSeq and is a predicted model, not a curated record. Lineage: Eukaryota; Metazoa; Arthropoda; Insecta; Lepidoptera; Noctuidae. The transcript has 15 exons.